Cottoperca gobio is the source of this 1891-nucleotide messenger RNA. RefSeq names its product CD36 molecule (CD36 blood group) (gene cd36). The transcript is spliced from 12 exons. Gene Ontology annotation, molecular function: low-density lipoprotein particle receptor activity; low-density lipoprotein particle binding; scavenger receptor activity. The record is from RefSeq and is a predicted model, not a curated record. Gene Ontology annotation, cellular component: caveola; cell surface; cytoplasm. Gene Ontology annotation, biological process: low-density lipoprotein particle clearance; long-chain fatty acid import into cell; amyloid-beta clearance by cellular catabolic process. Bases 9 to 1412 code for a protein of 467 amino acids. Lineage: Eukaryota; Metazoa; Chordata; Actinopteri; Perciformes; Bovichtidae.
ACUCCACCAUGGGAUGCUGUAACAGGAGGUGCGGGCUGAUAGCCGGAGCUGUGUUUGGGGCGGUGGUAGCCAUCCUGGGAGGUGCCCUCAUCCCACUGGGGAAGAGCGUCAUUGAGGAGACAGUGGAGAAGGAAGUCGUUAUUGAGCCUGGAACGACAGCUUAUGACAACUUUGUGAGUACAGGGGCAAAAGUGUACAGGCAGUUCUGGUUCUUUGACGUGCAAAACGCCCAGGAGGUUUUGCAGACUGGAGUGAGUCCAGUGGUGGUGGAGAAAGGACCUUACACAUACAGGACAAGAUAUCUUCCCAAAGAGAACAUCACAUUCGACCCCAAUCAAACUGUCUCCUUCAUGCUGCCUAUGGGUGCCAUCUUUGAGCCAUCCAUGUCAGUGGGACCAGAGGAAGACAAAGUCACCUCCCUCAACUUAGCUGUGGCUGGAGCUUAUUCAAAAGUUCCAAAAGUGGUUCAUAUGGUGCUGGAGAAGCUGAUAAAGGCCACCAACUCCUCCUUGUUCCAGAGCCGAACAGUCAACGAAAUGCUCUGGGGUUACCACGACCCCUUGUUGAAAGGAACCAUCGGCCUAUUUUCACCUUACAAUGGUACAUUCGAUGGCAAAUACAAUGUGUUCAAUGGAAAGGACGACAUCUCAAAAGUGGGAAUGAUUAACAAGUGGCAAGGAAAGAGGACGUUAAAUUUCUGGAACGACACAUAUUGUGACAUGAUCAACGGCACAGAUGCUUCUUCAUUUCCUCCUUUUUUGGACAAGAAGAAGCCUCUGUAUUUCUUCUCAUCAGACAUCUGCAGGUCUGUGUCAGCUAGCUAUGAGCAGAGUUUGAAUCUGAAAGGGAUUGAAGUGUACCGCUACACCCUCCAGCCAAACACCAUGGCCUCCCCUACUGUCAACCCAGACAACCAUUGUUUCUGCAAAGACAAAGAGUCCACCAAGAAUUGUACCUUGGCUGGAGUUCUGGACAUCAGUGCCUGUAAAGACGACAAUCCUAUCUACAUCUCUCUGGCCCACUUCCUCCAUGGCAGUGAGUCCCUAUAUGAUAGCGUGAAGGGCCUCAAUCCCAGCAAGGAGCACCAUGUCACCUACUUGGAUGUGGAACCCACAACCGGAUUCACCUUGAGGUUUGCCAAGAAAAUUCAAGUGAAUAUGAUGUACGGACCAUCAAAGGUCAUCACGGUGUUUAAGAAAGUCAAGGAUUACACCAUAUUCCCUGUCGUUUGGAUGAAUGAGACGGCUACGUUGGAUGACGAAACAGCAGACAUGUUGAAGAAGGAGCUCAUCUCCCGUAUCGAGAUGUUGGACACAAUUCAGAAGGCGCUGCUGGGCACCGGUGUGGUCAUCUUUGCCCUGUGUCUCAUUUCCUACUGCAUGGUGAGGAGGAAACAAAGCCUUAUCGUGUGAAUGAAUCACGUAAAAGUGUCUUUUGUGUGUGAGUUGCAGAGCAAAGUACAUUUAAGCUGCUACGGGACAUCAAACCUUUUGAUAUAGACUUGCACUUUUUUGUAAUUUCAGUGUUAUUUGUAAUGUCAUACUUCCUUUGAUACCAAGGGAUAUACUGUGAUUUUGUAACGCUCAAGAGCUUUGCUAAGUAUAAUUUCAAUUGCAACAAACACUGUAACAUUAACUCAAUCAGGGAUCUUUCGAGGGAGGCGGAGACUCCUUUUAAGAGGAGAUAUGGGUUUGUUAAGACAUCCUAGACAAGAAAUGUACAUGACUCUAAUCUUGCACAAAUGUUCGUCUCCUUUGCUGAACUAGUCUCUUCAAAAUGAAUAAAAGCUGAAAAGGAUUUUCUCAUUGGGUGUUCUAUAUUCCUUGUAUUGGAGUUUUCUUACCCGGCAACACUCUAUCAAAAUUGGUCCACAUCCCCCUCGGCCCAAAAU